AUGACGACAAUUACAGAACCUCCCUUUCCCUUCGAACUAUAUUGGUUAAUUUUUGAAGAUCUCGAUAAUGAUAGUUUACAUAAUGUUUCUAAAGUUUCUCGUUAUUGGCAUUCCUUAGCUUCAAACAAUAAAAUUUGGCGUCAAUUUGCCUUAAAAUGCUGGGAAAAUAAAGAGGGAAUGAGAGAAAUACAAAAAGAAAUACGAAAAGAACCAUAUAAACUUUGGGAAAAACCUAGUACCUGGAAACGUGUUCAUUUUUUCAUUGAAAAAGAAGCAAAGCGAACUUCAUGGGACGUUAAGGACUUGGUUGAAAACAGUUGGCACUGUAGGUGGUCCUUUGCCGACAAUGGAUCAAUGAAUUUGAACGAUAAACUUUUUAAACAGUCUAGAUCUCCUGAUUGGAAUUUCAUAAUCAAAAAUGACUCAUCGACUUUUACAUCAGCCGGGGAACAGAGCUUUAGAAGAAAAUUAAAAGAAUUUAAUGAAACAUUAACGUUUCAAUAUAGUGAAAACUAA
This is a messenger RNA of Scutellospora calospora, 516 nucleotides long. NCBI's taxonomy places the organism in Eukaryota, Fungi, Glomeromycota, Glomeromycetes, Diversisporales, Gigasporaceae. The record is from the annotation of a GenBank genome assembly.